ACUUUUGAAGGUCAUGAUGCCUCUGUGUUGAAGGUCAUCUUUGUGAGCGGAGGAGGACAGGUGCUUAGCAGUGGUGCCGAUGGUCUCCUGAAACUCUGGACAAUCAAAAACAAUGAGUGUGUGAAGACCUUAGAUGCCCAUGAGGAUAAAGUAUGGGGCUUGCAUGCUAACAAGAAGGAUGAUACCGUGGUGACCGGCUCCACUGAUUCACGGGUCUUGUUGUGGAAGGAUGUCACUCAAGCAGAACUUGAAGAAGAGCAAGCAAAGCAAGAGGAACAGAUCCUGAAAGACCAGGAGCUGGCUAAUUUGCUGCACAAGAAGCAGUUCCUGAAAGCUCUGGGCUUGGCGAUCUCCCUGGACCGGCCUCAUACAGUGCUGACAGUUGUCAAGGCCAUUCUAAAGGAGCCUGGCGGGAAAGAAGACUUGGCAAAGAACUUGACGAAGUUGCGGAAAGACCAGAAAGAGGCUGUUCUAAAGUUUUCUGUCACUUGGAACACCAACACACGGAAUUGCCAUGAAGCUCAGGCAGUGGUUGAAAUCCUCCUCAAGCAUGAAAGCCCAGAGGAUCUCUUGAAGUACGAAGGGAUCAAAACUGCGGUGGAGUCCCUCCUGCCAUACACAGAACGCCACUACCAAAGGCUGGGCCGGUUACUCCAGGCCUCCAUGUUCCUCGAUUUCAUGUGGCAAAACAUGAGGCUGGCUGAGGCUCCCAGGUGGGACGAAGACAUGGAGACAUGACUACUGAAGCUCAUCUGCCAGUACUUGCCCACAUCCCAAAACAGGUUGACGCUCCCUCAUCAGCAAUGUUUUAAAGAAUGUUUUACAUAAU
This is a messenger RNA of Python bivittatus (Burmese python), 829 nucleotides long. The record is from RefSeq and is a predicted model, not a curated record. NCBI's taxonomy places the organism in Eukaryota, Metazoa, Chordata, Lepidosauria, Squamata, Pythonidae.